This is a messenger RNA of Arabis nemorensis, 1785 nucleotides long. The record is from the annotation of a GenBank genome assembly. Lineage: Eukaryota; Viridiplantae; Streptophyta; Magnoliopsida; Brassicales; Brassicaceae.
AUGCAGAAGCGAUUAGCCUUAUCGUUUCCAGAAGAAGUUUUGGAGCAUGUAUUCUCGUUUAUACAUAUGGAUAAAGAUAGAAACUCUGUAUCUCUAGUGUGUAAGUCAUGGUACGAGAUCGAGCGUUGGUGUAGGAGGAAAGUCUUCAUCGGAAACUGUUACGCCGUAAGUCCAGCGACGGUGAUCCGUAGAUUCCCGAAAGUGAGAUCUGUUGAGCUUAAAGGGAAACCUCACUUCGCUGACUUUAAUUUGGUGCCUGAUGGUUGGGGAGGUUACGUUUAUCCUUGGAUUGAAGCCAUGUCUUUGUCUUAUACUUGGCUUGAGGAGAUUAGAUUGAAGAGGAUGGUUGUGACUGACGAGUCUUUGGAGCUUAUCGCGAAGUCGUUUAAGAAUUUCAAAGUUCUUGUGCUUUUUUCCUGCGAAGGUUUCUCUACCGAUGGUCUCGCUGCAAUCGCUGCUAGUUGCAGGAUGUUGAAAGAGCUUGAUUUGCGGGAGAGUGAUGUUGAUGAUGUUAGUGGUCACUGGCUUAGCCAUUUCCCUGAUACAUACACAUCUUUGGUAUCACUCAACAUCUCAUGCUUAGUGUCUGAAGUCAGUUUCUCUGCUCUCGAGAGGCUUGUGAGUAGGUGUCCCAAUCUCAAGUCUUUGAAGCUUAACCGAGCUGUUCCUCUUGAAAAAUUGGCAACUUUACUUCAAAAAGCACCUCAAUUGGAGGAAUUGGGCACCGGUGGGUACACUGCUGAAGUACGACCAGACGUGUUCUCUGGUUUAUCUGUAGCUCUCUCUGGCUGCAAGGAGUUGAAGUGCUUAUCUGGGUUUUGGGAUGCUGUUCCUGCUUAUCUACCAGCAGUUUAUUCAGUUUGUAGUCGGCUUACGACUUUGAACCUGAGCUAUGCAACAGUCCAGAGCUAUGAUCUUGUCAAGCUUCUCAGUCAAUGUCCCAAAUUGCAGCGUCUUUGGGUGCUGGACUACAUCGAGGAUGCUGGUCUUGAGGUGCUUGCUUCAACCUGCAAGGACCUACGCGAGCUAAGAGUGUUUCCAUCUGAGCCUUUUGUGAUGGAAGCAAAUGUGCCAUUGACGGAACAAGGGCUUGUCUCCGUAUCCUUGGGAUGUCCAAAACUCGAGUCAGUUCUCUACUUCUGCCGUCAAAUGACCAAUGCUGCAUUGGUAACCAUUGCUAGGAACCGUCCCAACAUGACUCGCUUCCGUUUGUGCAUCAUUGAGCCAAAAGCCCCUGACUAUCUGACUCUAGAGCCGCUGGAUGUUGGGUUUGGAGCCAUAGUAGAGCACUGCAAGGAUCUCCGCCGCCUCUCUCUAUCAGGCCUCUUAACGGACAAGGUUUUCGAGUACAUUGGGACAUAUGCCAAAAAGAUGGAAAUGCUCUCAGUGGCGUUUGCAGGAGACAGUGACUUAGGCAUGCAUCAUGUUUUGUCCGGGUGCGACAGCUUGAGGAAACUAGAGAUAAGGGACUGCCCGUUUGGAGACAAGGCGAUUUUGGCGAAUGCUUCAAAGCUGGAGACAAUGCGAUCCCUUUGGAUGUCUUCUUGUACCGUGAGUUUUGGAGCCUGCAAGUUAUUAGGACAGAAGAUGCCAAAGCUCAAUGUGGAAGUCAUCGAUGAACGGGGUCCACCCGACUCAAGACCCGAGAGCUGCCCAGUAGAGAGAGUGUUCAUAUACCGAACGGUGGCAGGUCCUCGGUUUGACAAGCCUGGCUUCGUCUGGAACAUGGACCAAGACUCAACCAUGAGGCUUUCCAGGCAAAUGAUCGCUACUAACGGAUUGUAA